AUGUCGAUCCACGACCACUUCUCAUCACCUAGGCCAGCCGUUUUCACACGAACUGUGAACGCCCAUAACCUUAAACACGAGAUUGGUAUAAUUUCAUCAAUCAUUGAUGAUUACCCUUUCGUUUCUUUGGAUACGGAGUUCUCCGGCGUCAUUUUGCGUCCCGGCAAGAAUCCUUACGAUCUUUACGACGCCCUCAAAAGGACUGUCGAGACUUACAAACCGAUUCAGGUGGGACUCACCUUCGCCGAUGCCGACGGGAACUUCCCUCGUAUCGACACCCAAAACCCUUGCGUCUGGGAAUUCAACAUCAAGGAUUUUGAUCCUACGCGUGACCUGCACGCUGCUGAGUGGAUCGAGACCUUGAUAGGAAAAGGCGUCGAUUUUGAGAAGAAUCGUGACUACGGGAUAGAUUCCGUGAAAUUCGCUGAGCUACUGAUGUCAUCUGGGUUGGUUUGUAACCCCGAGGUGGUGACCUGGGUGGCGUUUCACAGUGCUUAUGAUUUCGGCUACUUGUUGAAGAUGCUCACCGGUAAAGCUUUGCCGGAUGAUUUGCCCCAAUUUCUGCUUCUUUUGGAGACCUUCUUUGGGCCUAAUGUGUAUGAUGUUAAGCAUCUGAUGAAGCACUGCAAAGGUCUUCAUGGUGGAUUGAAGCAGGUGGCUAAGACGCUCAAGGUGGAACCGGCGGCCGGAAAGUUUCACCUCGCCGGGGAAAAUAGCUUGUUGACAUGGAACAUCUUUCGGAAGAUCAAGGAUCUUUGCGGUGGUGAAGUCGAGAAGUGUGGUGGCGUUAUCUAUGGAUUAGAGGCUUAA
Lactuca saligna is the source of this 810-nucleotide messenger RNA. The record is from the annotation of a GenBank genome assembly. NCBI's taxonomy places the organism in Eukaryota, Viridiplantae, Streptophyta, Magnoliopsida, Asterales, Asteraceae.